GGCAUAGAAAAGGAAACCAGUGUUGAGUUAAGCACAGAGUAGAGGAAAGCAAGACAGUAAAACUCUGUAUGAGAAAAUCUUUUAGAAUCCAGGGCUGGACAAGAAAGUCAUGAUGAAGAAGUGUUUUCUGUUGCUGCUGUUAGCUACAGCCAUUGCUUCUAUCCCUCUGGAAACCUCAGGUAAAGCAGAGUACACCACCCUUUCCAUCCGGGGCUUUACCACAGAACCAAGCCCAACCGAAGCAAAGUCUCGCUUUGCCAUGCUGGAUGAUGUCCGUCUACUUGCAAAUGGCCUCCUUCAGCUAGGCCAGAGCUUACGGGAGUUCGUCCACAAGACCAAAGCCCAAAUCAACGACAUCUUCCAAAAGUUGAACAUUUUCGACCGCUCUUUUUACCAGCUCUCGGUGGUCACGUCAGAGAUAAAGGAGGAAGAGGAGGAGCUGAAGAAGACCACCAAUUUCUUGAAGACCAACAAUGAGGAGAUCAGGAACCUGUCGCUGGAAAUUAACUCCAAGAUCAACAACAUCGUGCAGGAGCGCAUGCAGCUGCAGAGCAAAGUGGGGAGUCUGGAGGAGCGUCUGCAGGGACUGUCGCAGAGUUUGGUCCCUGCUGACCAGCUUGGUGAGAUGGUUACCCUCAAGGAGGUGAUUGAUGCACAAGAAAAAACGAUCACCAGCCUGUUGAAUGCUGUGAGGGAGCAGCAUGAUCAGCUUGACCACCAGAAAGCUAAGAUUAAAAAUCUAGAGGAAAAGCUAAACUUUGACAGCUUUCAAGAUACAGUCGAUAAGCCAAUGAAUUCGGAGCUGGCAGCUUCUGAUAUGUUUGAAUAUCUGACGGGAAACUCAACCGGUCUGGACACCAAUGACCUCCCAAGAGACUGCAGUGACCUGUUUAACAAAGGCGAGGCAAACAGUGGAAUCUACGUUAUCAAGCCAAACCAAACUGAGCCAUUCAAUGUCUACUGCGAAAUGGGCUCAGAUGAAGGUUCAACUGUCAUCCAACACAGGGUCGGUGGUUCAGUUGACUUUGACCAGACAUGGGAUAAGUAUGAGAAAGGCUUUGGAGAUCUGGAAAAGGACUACUGGUUGGGCUUGAAGAAGAUCCACAGCUUGACACAGCAGGGAGUUUACAUCCUGCGUAUUGAUAUGGAGGACUGGAAGGAGGAGAAGCACUGGGCUGAGUACCGCUUCUCACUGGAGGGUUCUUCCAAGGACUAUGUAAUCCAUGUCAGCCACUUCUCUGGUGACCUAUCCGAUGCCAUGGCCAACAGCACCGGCAUGCGAUUCUCCACAAAAGACAGAAAUAAUCACAACAAUAGAAACCCCAACUGUGCUCGCAAUUACACAGGUGGUUGGUGGUUCAAUGCUUGUGGAGAUACCAACCUUAAUGGAAAGUAUAUGUGGUUGAGGGCCAAAGGGCGUUCUAUGAGACGAAAAGGUAUUUACUGGAAGCCGGGCACAGGGCCCUCGUAUUCCCUCAAGGCAACCAAGAUCACCGUAAGACCAGCCGCUACUGCUGAGAGCUUCAACUAAAACCAGAGUGAAGACCAGAACUGUUCCCACUGUAACAAACAUGCUCAGCAAAAAAAAGUUCCAAAGAAGGUGACAGAGAAUGAACACAGUCAUGAUUUAUGUAUAUGACAAAAAAUUUCUAAGUUAUUUGCUGCAUUAGGCCGAUUGCUUCCGACGCCAGUUUUGUCAGAGACUGGUGCUGACCGAGCGAAAACAGGCGAACAAAAUGUCACAAGUUGGAAAAUGCUGAACAUGCAAUGAUGCAACAUUGCCACCGUCACUGAGGUCGUUAACCUAUUGGGUCUGAUCCAGUGGGGACGGUGGAAUUGUCAUUAUGCAACAUCUGCUAUCACUUGCAAAAUGGACUUAUUGAUCCCCAUCAGCAAACUGAUUCAGUGCUGGCUGCAAAAUGCCACAGUGCUUCAGGAGAGAGACAGAACACUAACAGGAUAAAUUAGGAAGCAAAUGGAGAUGACUUAUUUUGAAAUGUUUUCAUUGAACUUUAAUGUAUUUUACUGCAUCCAUGUCUACUAAGCUAUUUAAAAAUGCAUUUUGUCUUUGUGAUGUAAAGCUGUUGCAUGUUUCCUUGGAGCUCCAGACAUUCCCUCAUGAUACGUCUUACAUAAGGCAUGCAUUAUAUAAGUCAGGGUUUAAGAGGCAUACUACAUCUCCAACAUCUCAAGAAGUGCUCAUACUUUUAUCUCCCCUUUACACAACUUCAUCCUCGGUUACAUGGAAACUAAUCUUUAAUGCAGGAGCAAUUUCAUCAGACUAACACGGUUCAAAAUAUUGGAGAAAAAUAGCUUUUGCGGCGCACUGAUGAGGUUUUUGUCUUUUUUUUGGUCUGUUUCCUUUUUUUACUCUGUAAAGUAUUUAAACCAUAUUCAUGCUACUUCAUGCUCUGUGCUGAUAAUGUUAGGAAAACCAUUUCUAUGUCUGUCCUUUGUUAAUGAGUCAUAUUGACUCUCGUCCAUCACUACAACUUUAUUGUCAAUGUGCCACCUACCAACAUGUUCCCCUGACAAGUAGUUUUA
Molecule: messenger RNA, 2544 nt
Organism: Labrus bergylta (ballan wrasse)
Lineage: Eukaryota; Metazoa; Chordata; Actinopteri; Labriformes; Labridae
Gene: angptl3
Product: angiopoietin-like 3
Biological process (GO): triglyceride homeostasis; phospholipid catabolic process; phospholipid homeostasis
Source: RefSeq, a predicted model, not a curated record